Molecule: messenger RNA, 1088 nt
Organism: Lactuca saligna
Lineage: Eukaryota; Viridiplantae; Streptophyta; Magnoliopsida; Asterales; Asteraceae
Source: the annotation of a GenBank genome assembly
GGUGGGGGGCGUUCUUGGAGUCAAAUGUCUUCUAGAAAUGGCGGGGUUACACAGUGUACAUACUACCAAAUACCAUUUAGUCUUAUAAGUAUUGAUAUCUGAUACAUCCACAUACCAACUGAUCCACGACUACUCAUACUUUAAAACUUUUGUUGAAAGAGAUGGAGGGGAUCCAGCACAAGACUGUUAGUGCUAAUGGACUCAACAUUCAUAUAGCUGAAAAGGGUCAAGGUCCAUUGGUGUUGUUCCUCCACGGCUUCCCUGAGCUCUGGUAUUCCUGGCGCCACCAGAUUGUGUAUUUGGCUGAUCAUGGUUACCGAGCCGUGGCACCAGACCUGCGUGGGUAUGGUGGCACAACAGGUGCACCGGUCAAUGACCACACCAAAUUCACCUUGCACCAUCUCGCGGGGGAUAUGAUUGGUCUUCUUGCCGCAAUAACAAGUGAAGGUGAGAAGGUUUUUGUUGUGGGUCAUGACUGGGGAGCGAUCAUUGCGUGGUACUUGUGCAUGUUUAGGCCUGAUAGAGUUAAAGCUCUGGUCACCCUCAGCGUGCCAUUUGUUCCAUGGAACCCAAACGGAGACCUCGUCCAGCUCUCAAGACAUGUAUACGGAGAGGAGCAUUACAUGGUCAGAUUUCAGGAACCAGGAGAAAUUGAAGCUGAGGUGGCUAAAAUGGGUAUUCCAGUUUUUCUGAAAAAGUUUUUUACACAUCGAGACGCUGAACCAUAUUACAUAUCCAAAGGCAACGGAUUUCGACAUUCACCUGGUGAUACCCCGGUCACCUUGCCGCAUUGGUUGUCAGAGGAAGAUAUUGAAUACUUUGCUAGACAUCUAGUAAAUACUGGCAUCACUGGUCCUGUUAACUAUUAUCGAGCUCUUCAUUUGAAUUGGGAACUCACGGCGGCAUGGCAUGGUGCUAAAGUGAAUGUGCCAUCAAAAUACAUCGUUGGGGACCUAGACUUGAUGUAUAAAAUGUUUGCCAAGGACUACAUACAUGGUGAUGGGUUUAAAAGAGAUGUUCCACUUUUGGAAGAAAUUGUUAUAAUGAAAGGCUAUGCUAUGUAUAUAUUGUAUCUAAAGGGAAAAUAG